GGUUCUAACAGUAAGUAGUGUGAGCAUAAAAAUGUCGUGCAUAGCAGUAAAAGCUGAUAAAUAGUUUUCAUUUUAUAUCUAAAAAUGAUGCAAAUUAAAGGAUUCAUUUUUUGGUAAAAAAAAUAAGAACUACUCUGAAAGACACUCGUAAACCAAAUUGGUUCUUGAUGAAGUUUCACAAAACUUUUAUUUGCAACGGAUUAGCCUUUUAUAGUCAUUGAGUAAAUAUUAUUUCUUCUUGUAUAGGAUUACUUUCAACACUUGUUACAUUUUUAACCUUUCGGCGAAUUUGGAUUUUACGGCCUUGUAUUCAAGUCAAAACCGAUGUUUAAUCUUCGAUAUCCUAACCUUCUUUUUCUUGCUCUUCCACUUCCUGAAUGUUGUCUAAGAGAAUCAUUUGAGACAUUUCGAAAUUUUCUUGGAAAUUCUUUUCUGAGUACAAGCUAUCGUGGACCUCGAGUGUCUCAUUUGACAAUUGGAAUGAUCCCGGUAAACUCAGAGGAGGAUGUGCUACGUUCUAUAAAUCAUCUGAAGAAUAACACCGACAAUUUUCAAAAGGCUUAUGGAGAUGAGCUACAAACAAUCGAUUUACAAGGGACCUCUUAUUUUGGAAAAUCGCCUGACGAGGCUCGCGUCUUGUAUGCAGUACCUCAAGAGCAGCAUGGACGAGUUAAUGUUCAGAAAUUUUGUGAAUACCUUCGAAAAUCCUUUGAAGAUGCUGGCAUUUUUAUUAAAGACAAUCGUCCCUUAACAUUACAUUGUACACUGUUAAACGCAAGAUAUAUGAAACGAGGGAAAAAGCGCUUAAAGCACUUUGAUGCAAAGCCAGUGUUGGAGAAGUUCGUAAACUACUCAUGGGCUCAAAACAUGAGCCUAUCAAAACUGUGCAUUAUGAAGACUGGUGCUGUUGGACCGCCUGGGGAUAUGUAUUACGAAGAGAUAGAUUCAAUUUCAUUGCAUUAAGCUUCUAUUUUAUUUGUUUUCUUGUCUUACUGAUUCUGUUUAUAAGUCGAGUAUGUGGUUAGGUCUAUGUAAACAAACAAUCGAAGAAGCAGU
This is a messenger RNA of Schizosaccharomyces octosporus yFS286, 1056 nucleotides long. RefSeq lists its product as uncharacterized. The record is from RefSeq and is a predicted model, not a curated record. The transcript has a single exon. Bases 325 to 963 code for a protein of 212 amino acids. Lineage: Eukaryota; Fungi; Ascomycota; Schizosaccharomycetes; Schizosaccharomycetales; Schizosaccharomycetaceae. Gene Ontology annotation, cellular component: nucleus. Gene Ontology annotation, biological process: DNA alkylation repair; regulation of DNA-templated transcription.